AUGUCCAAAUGUCCGUCUACAAAUUUAAGAACAAUCGCUGAAUUUGUGGUAAAAGUGUAUGCGCCAGUGUGGUUUGACAUUAAAAGAAAACCAUCGUGUUGUGAUGGAGGAAGACACGUCUUCAGAAUGAUACAGUUGUCACGCUACUUGAACAACGAAUUGAAGGCAGUAAUCGAUCCUGUUAUCAAACGAAAUGCGUAUAUUUCUCAUCCGGAGAACCUUUUUCUAGCAAUGCUUCCUGAUGAUCGUCCUGCUAUAAGACAACUUUGCUUACGAAGAAUAUUGAAGGCGCGCACAAAAAUAUCUACAGAUAUAAGGGAAUUUGUUAUUCCUAAAUUAGAUUUCGAUGCCAGUGAAUAUUAUGAGCUUAUUAAUUGGCAAAAUAGCUCAAUUACAGCACCACCUCUUUUAAGUACUGCAACUGAUGGAGAUAUCAGAGAAUUUAUAAACGAUACAGGAACUUCUCUUGUAGAUUUUGUGUCCUGUCCCUGCAUACACAGGCAGUAG
Psylliodes chrysocephalus is the source of this 507-nucleotide messenger RNA. Lineage: Eukaryota; Metazoa; Arthropoda; Insecta; Coleoptera; Chrysomelidae. The record is from the annotation of a GenBank genome assembly.